CCAAAGACUUUCUUACUCAUCCCUGUCUUUCUUUCUCUCUCUCUACAAACCCAUUUGUGAAAGCGAAAAGUAGAGAUUAGAGAUUCAACACUGAGUUUUAGAGAGAGAAACUCUACUGUGUGUUCUGUGUGUGUGUGUGUGUGAGAGAGAGAGACUCUGCAACUCGAUUGGAGACGACGAUGCGUGGACCACUCUCACUCCUCAUUUUCCUCAUCGUUUUCGUUGCAGCUUUCACACCUUCUCACCAAGCACCAUAUGCUCUAAGGAUAAGUUGUGGAGCCCGCAACGAUGUCCACACGCCACCAACAAAUACAUUAUGGUAUAGAGAUUUCGGAUACAGUGGCGGAUACUUUACUAACGCAACCCGUCCAAGUUUCAUCACUCCUCCUCUACAAACCGUUCGCUAUUUCCCCUUAUCCGAGGGUCCUGAAAAUUGCUACCACAUAGAGCGGGUACCACACGGCCACUAUUCGAUUAGAAUCUUUUUCGGGUUAGUUAAGGAUCCCACCUUUGACAACGAACCUUUGUUUGAUGUAUCCAUAGAAGGAACCCUAGUUUACUCGAUGCAAUCGGGUUGGAGUAACCACGAUGACGAACAAGCUUUUGUUGAAUCGAUUGUGUUUCUCGAAGAUGGAACCGCCUCGAUUUGCUUUCACAGCACGGGUCAUGGAGAUCCAGCUGUACUUUCGAUCGAAAUUCUCCAAGUUGGCAAUAACGCGUAUAAUUUCGGGCCUGGAUGGGGCCGAGGAACGAUCUUGAGAACGCAUAAGAGACUCAGUUGUGGUGCUAAGAAUCCUAAGUUUGAUGUGGAUUACAGUGGGGACCACUGGGGCGGAGACCGGUUUUGGAAUUCGGUUCCUACUUUCGGUCAAAGUGCUGACCGUGUUUUGACGACGAAAAACACCAUCAAGUUAUCCUCGAAAGUACCAAACUAUUAUCCGGAAGCACUUUACCAAACUGCGCUUAUUAGCACUGAUAAUCAGCCGGAUUUAGCUUACACAAUGGAUGUCGACCCAAAUAGAAACUACUCCAUUUGGUUGCAUUUUGCUGAGAUUGAUUCUUCGGUCACGGGUGAAGGACAACGGGUUUUUGACGUUUUAAUAAAUGGCGACACUGAAUUUCAAGAAAUCGAUAUUGUGAAAAUGAGUGGAGGUGUAAAUAGUGCUCUUGUGCUGAACAAAACGAUUCUUGUUAGUGGGAGAAGUUUGACGAUAACUUUGAACCCUGUAAAAGGCAGUCAUACUAUUAUCAGCGCCAUAGAGGUGUUUGAAAUUGUCAAUGCCGAGGCCAAAACGUUAAUCGAGGAAGUAAGGGCUCUACAAAAGUUAAAGAGUGCACUUGGUCUUCCGCUUCGUUUUGGAUGGAAUGGUGAUCCAUGUGUUCCACAACAACAUCCAUGGAGUGGAGUAGAUUGUCAAUUUGAUAGCACUAAACUUAAAUGGUUUAUUGAUGGGCUAGGUCUCGACAACCAGGGUUUGAGAGGAUUCUUACCCGAGGACAUAUCCAAGCUGAGUCAUCUAGAACAUAUGAACCUGAGUGAAAAUAGCAUCCGGGGGCAUAUUCCUUUAUCACUUGGAAAAAUUACUAGUCUACAAGUACUAGACCUUUCAUACAAUUUCUUUAAUGGAUCCAUUCCUGAAAGCCUUGGAGGGUUGACAUCGGUCCGGAUAUUGAAUCUUAAUGGCAACUCCCUCUCUGGAAGAGUUCCGGCUGCAUUAGGAGCAAGGCUCUUGCAUAGAGCAAGCUUCAAUUUUACAGAUAAUGAUGGUCUUUGUGGGAUACCUGGACUACCAACCUGCGGGCCCCACCUUUCUGCCAGUGCAAAGAUCGGAAUCGCGUUGGGAGCAUGCGCAGGACUUCUUCUAAUUGCCACGUGCUUAACAUGCUGGUGGAAAAGGCGUCAAAACAUCCUUCGAACUCAGCAAAUCGCAGCAAGAGGCGCUCCUUAUGCAAAAGCAAGAACUCAUUACUCUCGUGACGUUCAAUUAACGAGGCACAAUAACGGUCAUGAAAAUGCUAGGACUGCUGCCGAGAACGGGCCUAUCUUGCUGUCUUGAUCACGAGCAUCCAUUUGAUUAUCAAAGUUUACAACUUGCUAACGGGCGUAAAGCAUAUACACGGACACACGCACGCGCACACGCGUGUUACAAAUGUAAGCAUAAGUUUGUUAUGGCGUAUUUUGAUUGUGUUGAAUGCUUAGUGAGGUUGGCUUUUAGCAACCCUAUAAUUUAUAGUUGAAGCAAGUAGAGAAUGAACAAGAUUGUAUAUUAUCCUUUUUUUGUUGUUAUUAAGUAGACUUUCUCAUAUAUUGUGAUCAUCACUUUUCAACA
Molecule: messenger RNA, 2330 nt
Organism: Helianthus annuus (common sunflower)
Lineage: Eukaryota; Viridiplantae; Streptophyta; Magnoliopsida; Asterales; Asteraceae
Product: receptor-like protein 4
Exons: 9
Coding region: 180-2057 (625 amino acids)
Molecular function (GO): protein binding
Source: RefSeq, a predicted model, not a curated record